Molecule: messenger RNA, 1624 nt
Organism: Plodia interpunctella (Indianmeal moth)
Lineage: Eukaryota; Metazoa; Arthropoda; Insecta; Lepidoptera; Pyralidae
Exons: 2
Coding region: 37-558 (173 amino acids)
Source: RefSeq, a predicted model, not a curated record
UCAUUGUGUCAACUCAUUGUUAGAUUCGUGAUAACUAUGCAGGUGGCACGCUUCGCCUCAAUAGUUGAAAAGCGACGAUCAAAAAUGGAUUAUGCCGCUCUGAUAUUACUAAUUACCUGCGCGCAAGCAAGAAUGGUGUGUGAACGAAACAAAAUGGCACUGGAGCUUGGAAAAUGGAAAAACACGAUGAUACACAUGGAUUCUGCUGUCGUGGAAAACAGUCCGGUGGCUAUUGCGGAGGGGCAAAUAUAUGUUUAUGAAAAUUACUUUCCCGGAUAUACUAUACGUUACAUUCAUGUCGACAACUUGGCACAGAAAACUUGCGGCGCGAGCGCACAGAUCAAAGAUGGUGGAAUAGGCAAGAAUAGUGUGCUAGUCGUGCUUCGCGCCGAGUCCAACUUGGAGAUCAGGUCGGUGGUGGACGUGUGGGGCACCAAGGACCCCAACCCACGCAACUCGCUCAAGCUACCUCGGUAUAUUGAUGAAAAUGCGAAAUAUGUCAAGUCCUUGUACCUUUACCAGGGAUCUAGAGCUUUGAAUCACAACAAAGGAUUUUAAUAUUUUAUUAAGAUGUGUUUUGUCAGAUCUAUCGUACAUAGUAAUGUGUCUUUCUAUAAAUUGAUUAAUGAAAUUGCCGAAGGAUAUGAUCGUACAGCACGCAACAAUUGGUUAGUUUUUGUUUUCUAUUUAUUUCUUUAUGUAAUUUUUUUUUUCAAUUAAAUAAAUAAAAUAAUAAUGUUAUUAUUUUAAUUCGACAAGUAUUGUAUUAUUGUGUUCCAAUAUUGCUUUUUUGCAUAUUUUCAAUGGGUUUAUCAAUGAUGUAAUCUAAAUCGCACACAGUUUGCAAUUUAGAUGGUAAUUAGAUAGGAAAGAUUUGACUUGCAUUCCUGUAUAAGCGAUAAUUAACUUGUUACGCUGUAGGCGUUCAUGUUUUCAAUAAUGUUUAUGCAAAUGAGAACAAGUCCUUUUUUAAUUGAAAAUAAGUUAUUUUACGAACCGUGAUUUGAUUGCCGAAACGCAUUGUGUUUAAAUUGAAAUAUAAAGCAUAUACAAUCGGUUUGGCACUUUUGCAAUUUACAACAAUUCCGUGCGUGCCAAUGGUCUUCCAACUAAACUAGGGAUGCUGACGACCAUGCAAAGUGGAGACGAAAAAGUAGGUAAGCGAACUCUGGGCUCCGACACUCAACAGCUGAACAAGAAAGCGGGGGAACGCUCAGAUGAGAGAUAGAAACUCAAAUAAGGUAAUAUUUUUCAGCGAUUUCAAUUAUCACAGUAGCAUGGAGUUUUCUUGGAGACGGAAUGUUAUUUCCAAUAACGUUGGAGAAGACAAAUCUUCGUUAUUUUUACGAUCACUCUCCCAUAAAACUACACAAUCACGCAUGCAAAGGGCCUAAGUGCGUUAGCAUAUGUAAACGCCGCCGGUGCGUGCACGGCCCAUGUCAUAAUUUUUGUGUCGAAAAAGUACAAGGAUCCCUUGUAUACAUCGGAGGGUAUAUAUCAUAAACUUUUAGUGAAGACUUGCUAUGUAAACGUUUGUUUUUUGUUUUUUUUUUUUAUACUAGUAAAUUUUUUAUACUAGUAAUUAUAAAUACUAGUAAAUAUUAAUAUAUUUUUUUAUAUGGUC